UGCAGAUCAAAGGAUUUCUAUAGGUUUAUUAUGCAGUAAAGUAAUAUAAAAGAAAGAGAGAUUGAAUGGGGAGUUUGUCGUACCUUUUUGACUUCAAUCAGGACAGCAGCAGCACGACUAGAAAGGUUCAGCCGCAGCAAAGGAAACACGUUGAUGGAUUAGAAGCUCCCAGAAACAGCUUAGAACUGCAAGGAGAAGCAUUUCAGACUAGUUAUAAUAGUAAUAAUACUUAUGUUGGAGGAGCCCUUUCAGCUUAUGAAUGGUUAGAAAACACUUCUUUCCCAACAGAGACUUCAAUGAGAAAAUCGAUCAGCAAUGAAACCACAAUCAAACGACCAAAUAGUAAUAAUAAUAAUAAUAAUGCUAGACGGACCACUCCAAGUGUUGUGGCCAGGCUCAUGGGAAUGGAGAUGUUACCUUCCUCAGAUAACUAUCGUCCUCUUCCUCCUCCCCCGGUUAAUAAACCACCACCGCCCGAAAGGAAAGAAGUGGAACAGUCUAUAACCAAUUUCAGAAAGAGUGAAGAAGACAGUCUUCAUGUUAACUGCAACCCACUUGAUUUUGGAAAGUCAAAAAAGGCAAAUCAUCGACCCGAGCAUCCCCAAGAAGAAGAGCUACAGAAAUUCAAGAAAGAUUUCGAAGCAUGGCAAGCUGCGAGAUUCAAGGAAUGCACUAAACUAGUUGAAUCGUCCUCAGGAAGGAACUCUGAACAACUCAUUGCUCAAGAGAAUCUCAACCGCGAAAAGAUUGCUCUAUAUUCAGGUUCUAGAAUAAGAAACAGCAUAUCGAACGAGGAGGAUCAAAUGCCUAAUAAACCAGCAUCAUCAUCUCCCCUUGGAUCGUAUUAUUCAUCGAGAACAAGAAGCAGAACAGUAAGUUACGAUUCUACUGAUUUCGAGACCAGUAGUUCUGAUCACAGGCUUGGGAAAUCUUCUGGACCGACGAAGAUUGUUAUUCUAAGGCCUGGACCUGACCAGUUUGUCGAUAGCGAAGAAUCAUGGGUAGGUUGUUCUUCUGCUAAUUCAGAAGAGAGGGUUGGUGGUGCUUCCAACAACAAUAAUAAUAAUAGUAUAGAAGAUUUUCUAAAGGAGGUUAAGGAAAGGUUGAAAUGUGAGCUUCAAGGAAAAUAUCAGAAAAGGGUCAGGGGAAGAGGGAUUGAGACGCCAUUUAGUGAAAAGCAGCAGCCAGUUGAUGCAAAACAAAUAGCACAAAAUAUAGCAAAACAAGUCAGAGAAAGUGUAAUGAUCAGAUCAGCAGACUCACCUGAUUUCAUCAUCAACAGAGAUACCAGGAAAAUUGUAGCAGACAAGCUGAGGAAUGUUCUUGACAGUAAUAUAGAACCGUCCUCAUCUCCUAGGAAUCUCACCCGAUCAAUGUCAGCUCCAGUUUCAACUACGUCGUUUGGGAAGCUACUUCUAGAGGAUCGCCAUGUUCUUACCGGGGCUCACAUUCGUAGGAAGCACGAAUCAUCUUCAUCGGUGGAUUCAAAUAUUUUGAAGAGGAAAAAGGAGAAGUUCACCAACAUUAAGGAGAGAGUUUCAAGCUUUAAAUACAGAUUCACUCUUCAUGGUUGGCUUUUCAGAAGAAGGUUUCAUUCUUCUGAAGAUGUUUUCAAGUACGAUUAUGGCUGCUCUAGGAACGAUAUCAUGAGCGGACCAACAGUUGUCAACUCCAACUAUGGCAAUGUACAUGAAAACUCUACUGAGGUUCCACCUAGCCCUGCAUCUGUUUGCAGCAGUAGCCAUGAAGAGUGGGGACGAGCAGCCGAUUAUCUCACACCAUCCUCGCCUUUCUCCGAAUUAUCUCCAUUACGAGAUUCCUCAUUGCCACAGGUCUUCAGAGAGAUCAACUGUAAUCUAAGCGAGCUAAGGAGGCAACUGAAUGCCCUAGAUACCAAUGGUGCAUCAAUGGAAGAAGAAGAAGAACAACAACAACAACUUACAGAAGAAGCAGAUACGAUGGAGUUGGAUGAUCCAGCAGAAGCUUAUAUAAGAGAUCUACUAAUUGCUUCUGGUUUAUACGAUUGCACAUUCAACAAACAACCGCUGUCGAGAUGGGAGCCAAUGGCGAAACCGAUCAACAACCGUGUGUUCGAAGAAGUGAAGAUGUACGGAGAAGAUGAAUCAAGUUCAAAUCGCCGACUUCUAUUCGAUUUGACAAACGAAGCGCUUCCGGUGAUUCUCGGACAACCUGUGAUGAAGUUUCCUCCGUCUGGGAGCAAGUUAUUGAAUAGCGUGCUGGAGAUGAUUCGAGGUUACUUGAGUCCUCCACCGGACAGAUUCUAUUUCUCGAUUGACGGUAUGGUUGGGCGAGACCUAGGGUGUGCGCCGUGGACGAUUCUGGUGAAGGAUGAGGUUAAUGCUAUGGGGAAAGAAGUGGAAUCUAUGAUUACAUCAGGUUUGAUCGAAGAGAUAGUGAAGGAGCUUCAUCUUCUUCAAUUACAUCGGCUACGACGGAUCAGGCAUAAACAGAUGGUUAUAUCAUCAGCAUCAUCAGUAUGUUCUUCAUCAUCGUCAUCAUAAUAAGCAGCAGCAGCUGAUGAGAAUAUAAAUGCAUAAAAUAUGGUGUUUGUUUUUUAGUUUAUCUGGUAGUUUGGGUGUUUUGAUUUGAGUGCUAAUAAUAAUUAAUAUUUUUUGUUUAUUGAUUCUGGAUUUGUUUUUAGUAUAUAAACCAGUUGAUGGGUUUUUGGUGAGUUAAUUAAUGUACAUAACAAUGAAUAUUCAUGGGUUUUUAUUUAUAUAAAUUUACUUCUUUUUUUCUUAUUGC
Impatiens glandulifera is the source of this 2766-nucleotide messenger RNA. RefSeq lists its product as uncharacterized. NCBI's taxonomy places the organism in Eukaryota, Viridiplantae, Streptophyta, Magnoliopsida, Ericales, Balsaminaceae. The coding region runs from base 66 to 2522 and encodes 818 amino acids. The transcript has 3 exons. The record is from RefSeq and is a predicted model, not a curated record.